This is a messenger RNA of Solanum pennellii, 3942 nucleotides long. RefSeq names its product SNF2 domain-containing protein CLASSY 4-like. The record is from RefSeq and is a predicted model, not a curated record. The transcript is spliced from 5 exons. Bases 128 to 3598 code for a protein of 1156 amino acids. Gene Ontology annotation, biological process: gene silencing by siRNA-directed DNA methylation. Lineage: Eukaryota; Viridiplantae; Streptophyta; Magnoliopsida; Solanales; Solanaceae. Gene Ontology annotation, molecular function: ATP-dependent chromatin remodeler activity; ATP binding.
UACCAAAGCCAAUUACACCCCACCCUCCUAUCUCUUUUUCUCUUGUGUCACGUCUAUUUGAUCAGUCUCUGUUUUUUACAGUUUCAAGAAUUGAAGGGUUUUUCUUCAGGUGCAGUAUUUUAGAAAGAUGGAUUCAGGGGAUGGGUCGUCUGUUCCGAGGAGGAGGACUAGACAACAGUUUCUGAAAUAUUGUGUUGAGUUUAUUGAGAAGAGGAACAAGUUGAAUAAAAGAGGUAAUACUACUCACUCUUCUACUACUACUUGUGUGAAUAUUGAAGAGGAUGAUCAUGUGAGGAAAAAGAGAAUGAAGGUGGAAGAAAAAAACACAUCUUGUGGUGGGAGUAUGGUGAGAAGUUUGGGAAAAGGAAAAAAGAAGGUGGACAGUGGUAAGAGGAAGUUAAGUCCAGGAACUUGUGAGUCUGUCAUGAAAAGGCCUUCGGAAAUAUCUGAUUCUGAUGAUGACGAUGACAAUGGUGAUAAAGAUGAUUUGGAGAAGGAUUCUGAUGUUGUUUUUAUUAGGGAUGAUGCUGCAGACUGUAUUGUAAAUAGUGGAUCAGGUUCAGGGUCUUUGUCCAAUGUGGGUUCUGUUGGGUUAAGGAGUGGUAUGUUGAAUGAAGCAGAUGAUGUUAUUUCAUCUACUUCGAGCAUGUGUAGGACUUCGGGUCCUAGUGGGUCGCGUAAAUCAGAGGAGCAGGUUGAUAUUGAGAAAUCAGAGGAGCUUGUUGAUCCUUUAAAAUCACAACAAGAGUUUAGUGAUACAACUGAUUCUUCUGAGUCAGAAUCUGAAGCUUCAAGUGAUGAGGAUAAUGAUCGCCCCGAAGACAAGGAUUACCGGGUGCAUGAAUCAUCAACAUCAAGUGAUUCUGAUGAUGACAAUGAUGGAGUAAAGGCAUCAGAAAAGGAUUAUGAUGAUAUGACAAGUGGUUCUGAUGAUGACUAUGAUGGAAGAAAGGUAUCAGAAGAUGAUGUUCUUGAUCUGAAUUGUGUUGCAGAACAGAACAAUGAAAAGGGAAAAGGAUCUGAUUAUAUCAGAAGUGGUUUUGAUAAUGACUAUGAUGGAAGAAUGGAAUCAGAAGAUGAUGAUUUGAGCUGUUCUACUAAGCAGAAAUCCAAGGAAGAAGGGAAAAAGGAGUCAAAUGGGAGGCUAGUACCUCAGCUUGCUGUUGCGAAUGAAAAGCACAGACGUCGAGCAUAUCUUCUUCGGCCACGCUCACUAUCCAAGUCCAAAAAGAAAAUGUUAGACCGUGGAAGUUGUAGUAGACCCGUUGUUCUUAGUGAUGAUGAAGGGUCUAUAUCCUCGUCGUCUGAAGAGGCUGGUGAGUCGGUGCAAAAUGCUGUUGUUCAAAAGGAACAAAAGGAUGUUAUUCAAAAGGAUAGAAGAAUUCGGAAGAAGAUUCUUAAAGAUUCUGAAUUUCUGAGGUUCGUUGUUGAUUCUAUAAUAAAUGGCGAUAAUCCUGAUAAAAUUACUACUCCUGAAGAGAAGAAACAGGUUCCUGUCAAAGAACCACUUCCUUUGAUAUUCCGGUUUGAAGACGAGGAGCCUCUCCUCCUGGAGAAACAAGAAUGGCAAAAGGAAAUUGAAGAUCUUUUUGCUGAAAUGGACAUGUGUACCUUAGAAUCAUGUAUUGGCUUCACAAAUUCAUCUGUUUUGCCAAUGCAGGGACCAAAAGUUAGUGACUGUCAGAUGGGGAACCACCAACUUGUUCUAGAUGAACAAAUUGGACUCAUUUGUAAAGUUUGUUCACAUGUGCAUCUGGAGAUCAAGUAUAUCUUCCCUUCUUUUGCUGACAGAACCCGAGGGAGGUAUGGAAGAAAGUAUUUUGGAGAUUCAUCAUCGCUUUUGGAUGCUGGCGGCUUUAGAUAUUAUGAUUCUUCUGCAGUCGAUGAUUCUGCUAUUUAUGUGGAAGGAACUGUGUGGGAUUUAGUCCCCAUGAAUGCCAAAGCAACAAUGUACCCUCAUCAGCGUGAAGGAUUUGAGUUUAUGUGGAAGAAUAUUGCUGGAGACAUAAUCCUUGAAAAUCUCAGAGAGCCUCUAUCUGGUAGUAGGGGAGGAUGCAUAAUCUCGCAUCCACCUGGCACUGGCAAAACCCGUCUGACCAUAGUCUUUCUUCAGGCAUUUCUGAAGCAGUUCCCAAAGUGUCGGCCUGUGAUCAUAGCUCCAGCCAAUUUGCUUCUUAACUGGGAAGCCGAGUUCAAGAAAUGGGAGGUGGACAUUCCCUUCCACAACUUGAACAACAAAGAUUUCUCUUUCGAGGAAGAUGAAGCUACUGUUAGUGUCUUCCACUGUUUAUCCCGUGCUGGAAAAAGAGAUCCACAGCUUAUACGCAUGGUGAAGCUAAGAUCCUGGGCUAAAAGUAAGAGUGUCUUGGGAAUUAGCUAUGACUUGUUCAGGAUUCUGACGGGAGAAGAUGGGGAUGGUUACGCCAAAGAGAUUAGAGAAAUACUUCUCAAAUUACCUGGUCUUCUGGUCCUUGAAGAAGGGCACACUGCUCGGAAUGAUCAAAGUCUUAUGUGGCAAGCUUUGAGCAAGGUUGAAACAGAGAAGCGUAUACUUUUGUCUGGAACUCCCUUCCAGAAUAAUAUCAAAGAGUUGUACAACACCCUCUCUGUAGUUAGUCCAAAAUUUGCUGCAGAUUUGGAGCAUAAAUGGACUUCUCUUAGCAGUUGCAUUGACAAGAAUGUCCAUGCCUUGGAAGAGCUUAGGGAUAUGAUUGCACCACUAGUUCAUCGAUGCGGUGAAAAUGUAAAGAAGGAAAGCCUUCCGGGUAUAAGGGACACUGUGAUACACUUGAAACCCACAGAUUUGCAGAAGAAGCUGCUUAAGAGAAUUCCUGAGAACCCAGGCUCCUUUUACAAACAAAAUGCGGUGUCUCUGAUCUCUGUUCACCCUUCGUUAGUGGCAAAUAGGAGUGAGUUCUCUGACUUAGAAAGCCAGUUAAAAGAAAGAGGAUGCCGAUUGGAUCCAAAUGCUGGAGUAAAAAUGAAAUUUGCUGUUGAACUGAUCAGACUUUGUGAUGGCUUGAAUGAGAGGGUUAUAAUAUUCAGCCAGUUACUUGAUCCUCUAAAGCUGAUCAAGGAGCAGCUUAAUUCUCUCUUCAACUGGACUAUAGGCCGAGAGAUUCUCUAUAUGGAUGGUAAACUUGAUGUAAAGCAGAGGCAAAUAUCAAUAAACUCUCUGAAUGACCCUAAGAGUGAUGUAAAAGUGCUUCUUGCAUCAAUAAAAGCAUGUUCAGAAGGGAUAAGUCUUGUAGGGGCUUCAAGAGUGGUUUUGCUUGACGUUCUCUGGAAUCCCUCAGUAGAGCAGCAAGCCAUCAGUCGAGCUUACAGGAAUGGGCAGACUAGAGUUGUGCAUGUUUACUGUCCAGUGAUAUCAAAAUGGGAGGUUGACAAGAUCCAACAACAGACGAGGAAAAAGUAUCAUUCAGAUGUACUUUUGUCUAGGAAUGAAGUGAAUACUUGCCAGGUGAAUCCUUCAUAUUCUCUGUCAGAUGAUAACAUACUAGAAGCCAUGGUUCAGCAUGAGAAUCUCUGUCAUAUAUUUGAAAAACUAUCUCAUGCACCACGUGUGGUGCCUACGACAUGCUUCCCUGCACGAUGAAGAUCAGUUGGAGCAUUUUUUUGGUUGCGAAUUGAUGAAACCUGUUGGGACAUAAUUUUGAAGCCAUCCUACUGUGAGGUGCUUUAUGACAGGCUUUUUGAUGCAGUUGUACAGUUUUUGUGAAAAGAAAAGAAUGCAACAAUGUGCUGAUUCACAACUGGUUACGCUGAUUCUAUAGUUGCAGAUACGAGUUUUCAUCAACCAGAAGAUGUUCUUGUAACUGUAUAAACAUGGUUUUGCCUAUCAUUUUUUUGUUCCAGACCUGUGAAAAGUCUUUUGCUCCUUUAUCUGUGAAGCAUAUCCGUAACACCAUUGUAUUUGGCUCAAGCCUCAUGGUAUAUAUA